Messenger RNA from Halichondria panicea, 1506 nucleotides. Its product is annotated as fimbrin-like. The record is from RefSeq and is a predicted model, not a curated record. Lineage: Eukaryota; Metazoa; Porifera; Demospongiae; Suberitida; Halichondriidae. The transcript is spliced from 10 exons. The annotation marks the transcript as partial. Gene Ontology annotation, biological process: actin filament network formation; actin filament bundle assembly. Gene Ontology annotation, molecular function: actin filament binding. Gene Ontology annotation, cellular component: cytoplasm; actin filament; actin filament bundle.
UCUGAAGAGGAGAAGAUUGCUUUUGUGGACUGGAUCAACUACCAGUUGAAGGAAGAUCCUGACAUCAAAUCAUACUUCCCACUGCCCAAUGUGGGCAGAGCUAUCUUUGGUGCUGUGCAGGACGGCAUCAUCCUAUGCAAACUCAUCAACAAAUCAGUUCCAAACACUGUUGACGAGAGAGCCAUAAACAAGACCAAGCUAACUGUGUACUCGAUUGUGCAAGAGAACCAGACGCUUGCUUUAAACUCUGCCGCUUCCAUUGGUUGCAACAUCACCAACAUUAAGCCCAUGGACAUCAUGGUGGGUCGCCCCCAUGUCAUCCUGGACCUCCUCUGGCAAAUCAUCAAGAUCGGACUGUUCAACAAGAUUUCCCUGCCAAACAGCCUCAACCUGCCUUUUCUUUUGCAGGAGGGUGAGGAUUACUCAAACCUGCUUGCCAUACCUCCUAAAGAGAUUCUCUUACGCUGGUUCAACCUCCAACUGCAUCGAGCUGGCAGUACCAGAACAGUGCACAAUUUCAGCGAAGACAUCAACGACUCUGAGUGCUACACCAUCCUGCUCAACCAGAUUGCUCCCAGGGACAGAGGUGUGGACAUGUCUCCCAUGAAUGAAAGUAAUCUUGACAAGCGUGCAGAGCAGAUGUUGAACCAGGCCCACAAGAUCGGGUGCAGAUACUUUGUCCGACCCAAAGACGUGGUCAAGGGCAAUCAACGCCUGAAUCUCGCCUUUGUUGCCAACCUCUUCAACCAUGCUCCCGGGGUCAGACCACCCCCUCUUGGUCUCUUUGUUGAAGAGCCUCACAUGGAAAAGAGUUUCCGUAACUGGAUGAACUCUGUGGGGGUGACUCCUUUCGUUAACAACAUUUUUGCAGAUCUGAGGGAUGGCAUCGUCAUACUGCAACUAUUUGACAAGAUCUACCCUGGUCUUGUGGUUGACUGGGACAAGGUGAAUAAAUCACCAUUCAAGAUUAGUAGUGGAAACAGAAAGAAACUUGAAAACUGUAACUAUGUUAUUGAACUCGCCCAAAAGCUGCAGUUUGCCAUUACUGGUGUGAGUGGUCAACAUAUUCGUGAGGGCAACCCUACUUUCAUCCUAGCUGUUGCAUGGGAGACAAUGCGUGCGUACACACUCUCGGUGCUCCAGAAGAUGGACAGAACUUACCAGCCCAUGGGUGAUUUGGAUAUCUUGAGCUGGAUCAAUACCCUUCUGGGUAUAUCUGGGAAGGGGACUCAGAAUAUUAGAAGCUUUGAGGACCCAAUUCUUGCCAGUAGUGUAACUAUUCUUGACGUAGUGGCCUCACUCAAGUCUGACUCAGUCGACUAUUUCAAUGUUGGAUAUGGCACUGAUGAAAAGACUAUGCUGAGCAAUGCCAAGUAUGCCAUCUCCAUGUCUCGUAAGAUUGGUGCUCGUGUGUACGCCCUCCCCGAGGAUCUGGUUGAGCCCAACUCCAAGAUGUACUUCACUGUCUUUGCCGGUCUCUUGAUUGCAGCCAGAUUAAUGCUGUGA